Bombina bombina (fire-bellied toad) is the source of this 7346-nucleotide messenger RNA. Its product is annotated as CYFIP-related Rac1 interactor A. The coding region runs from base 204 to 1178 and encodes 324 amino acids. Lineage: Eukaryota; Metazoa; Chordata; Amphibia; Anura; Bombinatoridae. Gene Ontology annotation, molecular function: small GTPase binding. The record is from RefSeq and is a predicted model, not a curated record. The transcript has 13 exons. Gene Ontology annotation, biological process: regulation of actin filament polymerization.
UCCUAUCCUCACACGCUCCUAUUCAUGCAGCCGGCUGAGUGCUUUCUCUGUGCUGAUGAAGUGACGCCAGCUUACUGAUCUCUGGCUGCUGUUGCAAUGUAUAUCUGACCCCCAGGUCUACAGGUCAUGGGAAACCUCAUUAAGGUUUUGGGCAAAGAUUUAGAAAACUGUCCUCAUUUUUUCCUGGAUUUUGAAAGUGUCAGAUGGGGAACCUUCUAAAAGUGUUGUCUUAUAGCGACCUAGAACAGUGUCCCACUUUUUUCCUUGACUUUGAACAUGCUCAGCCCACAGAGGCAGAGACAGUCAUUUGGAAUCAGGUGAACUCUGUACUGGAGGAGGCCCAGGGAGUGUUGGCUGAGCUGCAGUCAUACAGGGGGGCCGGGCAGGAGAUAAGACAGGCGAUCCAAAACCCACUGGAUUUACACCUUCAGGAGGAAGCCUGGCGUGCUGUGUGUCCUCUGGUAGCCAAGUUAAAGCGUUUCUAUGAAUUCUCUCUCCGGCUCGAGAAUGCCUUGCAUAGCCUUCUGGAAGCUCUCACUUCACCGCCAUUUGCUCCAACGCAGCACCUAGAGCGAGAGCAGGCUCUGGCCAAACAGUUUGCGGAGAUCUUACACUUUACCCUCAGCUUUGAUGAGCUUAAGAUGACAAACCCUGCAAUACAGAAUGACUUCAGCUACUACAGACGGACAGUCAGUCGCAACCGGCUAAACAAUUUCCAGGUGGACCAGGAAAGUGAUGUCAACAAUGAGAUGGCCAAUCGCAUGUCUCUAUUCUAUGCAGACGCCACCCCCAUGUUGAAAACCCUGAGUAAUGCAACCACCAAGUUUGUGUCUGAGAACAAGUCUUUACCUAUUGAAGACACAACAGACUGUUUGAGCACCAUGGCAUGUGUGUGCAGGGUCAUGUUGGAAACUCCAGGAUACAGGAGUCGUUUCACCAGCAAUGAGACACUGCUUUUCUGCAUGAGAGUAAUGGUCGGUGUUAUCAUCCUAUAUGAUCACGUACAUCCAGUUGGAGCUUUUGCCAAAACCUCAAAGAUUGAUAUGAAAGGAUGUAUUAAGGUACUGAAGGACCAGCCAUCUACUAGCACAGAAGGACUUCUUAAUGCUCUCAGAUAUACAACUCGCCACCUGCACGAUGACACCACGUCUAAGCAGAUUAGAGCCAUGCUACAGUGAAACCCUGUAUCCAGCCUGCCACAAUUUGAGAGACACGAGGAGCCUCCAUGAACCUAUCCUACCACUUUAGUACUUUUUUCACUGCUGAAAGAGGAACAUAUUCUCUGCAGAUCACUGUUCUGAAGAGAAUGCUGUGCAUAAUACUAGCUCUAAACAGUCCCUAUGAUCACAGAGACUUUUGUGUAUCAUGGCUCUUCAAAAUGACUGCACUGUUCGUGUUGUGUAGACAUUACUGCUCGUGUGUCUUGUUAAGAAUGUUCUGCGUAGACGUAGACCUGUGCUCACUGCUUAUCAUGUUCUGCAAAAGCUGGGUUAUGAAUGCUUUGCACACUCCUGUACAUGUCAUGUCUCUGUAGAGAUCUCAAUGCCGCAGUACUCUGCAAAUACCUGUUCCUAUCAGUGCUACACAUGCUGUGUUUAACUGCAGUAUCCUAUGAUUGUAUUUGGUGCACUGCAAAGGCCUGUCCCUAUCACUGUUCUACAUAAACUCUUACUGUCCUGUCCCUAUCACUGUUCUACAUAAGCUCUUACUGUCCUGUCCCUAUCACUGUUCUACAUAAGCUCUUACUGUCCUGUCCCUAUCACUGUUCUACAUAAGCUCUUACUGUCCUGUCCCUAUCACUGUUCUACAUAAGCUCUUACUGUCCUGUCCCUAUCACUGUUCUACAUAAGCUCUUACUGUCCUGUCCCUAUCACUGUUCUACAUAAGCUCUUACCGUCCUGUCCCUAUCACUGUUCUACAUAAGCGCUUACUGUCCUGUCCCUAUCACUGCUCUACAUAAACUCUUACUGUCCUGUCCCUAUCACUGUUCUACAUAAGCUCUUACUGUCCUGUCCCUAUCACUGUUCUACAUAAGCUCUUACUGUCCUGUCCCUAUCACUGUUCUACAUAAGCUCAUACUGUCCUGUCCCUAUCACUGUUCUACAUAAGCUCAUACUGUCCUGUCCCUAUCACUGUUCUACAUAAGCUCUUACUGUCCUGUCCCUAUCACUGUUCUACAUAAGCUCUUACUGUCCUGUCCCUAUCACUGUUCUACAUAAGCUCAUACUGUCCUGUCCCUAUCACUGUUCUACAUAAGCUCUUACUGUCCUGUCCCUAUCACUGUUCUACAUAAGCUCUUACUGUCCUGUCCCUAUCAUUGUUCUACAUAAGCUCUUACUGUCCUGUCCCUAUCACUGUUCUACUUAAGCUCUUACUGUCCUGUCCCUAUCACUGUUCUACAUAAGCUCUUACUGUCCUGUCCCUAUCACUGUUCUACAUAAACUCUUACUGUCCUGUCCCUAUCACUGUUCUACAUAAGCUCAUACUGUCCUGUCCCUAUCACUGUUCUACAUAAGCUCUUACUGUCCUGUCCCUAUCAUUGUUCUACAUAAGCUCUUACUGUCCUGUCCCUAUCACUGUUCUACAUAAGCUCUUACUGUCCUGUCCCUAUCACUGCUCUACAUAAGCUCUUACUGUCCUGUCCCCAUCACUGUUCUACAUAAGCUCUUACUGUCCUGUCCCUAUCACUGUUCUACAUAAACUCUUACUGUCCUGUCCCUAUCACUGUUCUACAUAAGCUCUUACUGUCCUGUCCCUAUCACUGUUCUACAUAAGCUCUUACUGUCCUGUCCCUAUCACUGUUCUACAUAAGCUCUUACUGUCCUGUCCCUAUCAUUGUUCUACAUAAGCUCAUACUGUCCUGUCCCUAUCACUGUUCUACAUAAGCUCUUACUGUCCUGUCCCUAUCACUGUUCUACAUAAGCUCAUACUGUCCUGUCCCUAUCACUGUUCUACAUAAGCUCUUACUGUCCUGUCCCUAUCACUGUUCUACAUAAACUCUUACUGUCCUGUCCCUAUCACUGUUCUACAUAAGCUCUUACUGUCCUGUCCCUAUCAUUGUUCUACAUAAGCUCUUACUGUCCUGUCCCUAUCACUGUUCUACAUAAACUCUUACUGUCCUGUCCCUAUCACUGUUCUACAUAAGCUCUUACUGUCCUGUCCCUAUCACUGUUCUACAUAAGCUCUUACUGUCCUGUCCCUAUCACUGUUCUACAUAAGCUCUUACUGUCCUGUCCCUAUCACUGUUCUACAUAAGCGCUUACUGUCCUGUCCCUAUCACUGCUCUACAUAAACUCUUACUGUCCUGUCCCUAUCACUGUUCUACAUAAGCUCUUACUGUCCUGUCCCUAUCACUGUUCUACAUAAGCUCUUACUGUCCUGUCCCUAUCACUGUUCUACAUAAGCUCAUACUGUCCUGUCCCUAUCACUGUUCUACAUAAGCUCAUACUGUCCUGUCCCUAUCACUGUUCUACAUAAGCUCUUACUGUCCUGUCCCUAUCACUGUUCUACAUAAGCUCUUACUGUCCUGUCCCUAUCACUGUUCUACAUAAGCUCAUACUGUCCUGUCCCUAUCACUGUUCUACAUAAGCUCUUACUGUCCUGUCCCUAUCACUGUUCUACAUAAGCUCUUACUGUCCUGUCCCUAUCAUUGUUCUACAUAAGCUCUUACUGUCCUGUCUCUAUCACUGUUCUACUUAAGCUCUUACUGUCCUGUCCCUAUCACUGUUCUACAUAAGCUCUUACUGUCCUGUCCCUAUCACUGUUCUACAUAAACUCUUACUGUCCUGUCCCUAUCACUGUUCUACAUAAGCUCAUACUGUCCUGUCCCUAUCACUGUUCUACAUAAGCUCUUACUGUCCUGUCCCUAUCAUUGUUCUACAUAAGCUCUUACUGUCCUGUCCCUAUCACUGUUCUACAUAAGCUCUUACUGUCCUGUCCCUAUCACUGCUCUACAUAAGCUCUUACUGUCCUGUCCCCAUCACUGUUCUACAUAAGCUCUUACUGUCCUGUCCCUAUCACUGUUCUACAUAAACUCUUACUGUCCUGUCCCUAUCACUGUUCUACAUAAGCUCUUACUGUCCUGUCCCUAUCACUGUUCUACAUAAGCUCUUACUGUCCUGUCCCUAUCACUGUUCUACAUAAGCUCUUACUGUCCUGUCCCUAUCAUUGUUCUACAUAAGCUCAUACUGUCCUGUCCCUAUCACUGUUCUACAUAAGCUCUUACUGUCCUGUCCCUAUCACUGUUCUACAUAAGCUCAUACUGUCCUGUCCCUAUCACUGUUCUACAUAAGCUCUUACUGUCCUGUCCCUAUCACUGUUCUACAUAAACUCUUACUGUCCUGUCCCUAUCACUGUUCUACAUAAGCUCUUACUGUCCUGUCCCUAUCAUUGUUCUACAUAAGCUCUUACUGUCCUGUCCCUAUCACUGUUCUACAUAAACUCUUACUGUCCUGUCCCUAUCACUGUUCUACAUAAGCUCUUACUGUCCUGUCCCUAUCACUGUUCUACAUAAGCUCUUACAUAAGCUCUUACUGUCCUGUCCCUAUCACUGUUCUACAUAAGCUCAUACUGUCCUGUCCCUAUCACUGUUCUACAUAAGCUCUUACUGUCCUGUCCCUAUCACUGUUCUACAUAAGCUCAUACUGUCCUGUCCCUAUCACUGUUCUACAUAAGCUCUUACUGUCCUGUCCCUAUCACUGUUCUACAUAAGCUCAUACUGUCCUGUCCCUAUCACUGUUCUACAUAAACUCUUACUGUCCUGUCCCUAUCACUGUUCUACAUAAACUCAUACUGUCCUGUCCCUAUCACUGCUCUACAUAAGCUCAUACUGUCCUGUCCCUAUCACUGUUCUACAUAAACUCUUACUGUCCUGUCCCUAUCACUGUUCUACAUAAACUCUUACUGUCCUGUCCCUAUCACUGCUCUACAUAAACUCUUACUGUCCUGUCCCUAUCACUGUUCUACAUAAACUCUUACUGUCCUGUCCCUAUCACUGUUCUACAUAAACUCUUACUGUCCUGUCCCUAUCACUGUUCUACAUAAGCUCAUACUGUCCUGUCCCUAUCACUGUUCUACAUAAACUCUUACUGUCCUGUCCCUAUCACUGUUCUACAUAAACUCUUACUGUCCUGUCCCUAUCACUGCUCUACAUAAGCUCAUACUGUCCUGUCCCCAUUACUGCUCUGACAAAUUCUGUGCAAAUGUUCUGCUGCAUUCACAUAUGCUCUGCAGAGCUCCACACCCAUUCCUAAUUAUCAGAAAGAUGUGUCUAUGGGGCAUAUUUAUCAAGCUCCGUAUGGAGCUUGAUGCCCCGUGUUUCUGGCGAGCCUGCAGGCUCGCCAGAAACAGCAGUUAUGAAGCAGCGGUCACAAAGACUGCUGCUCCAUAACCUGUCCGUCUGGUCUGAACAGGCGGACAGACAUCACCGGAAAUCAACCCGAUCAAGUACGAUCGGGUUGAUUGACACCCCCCUGCUGGCGGCCAAUAAAUAGAUCAUCUACAAAACAUUUAUGCAAAGAAAAAAAUGAGUGUAUAAUGGCCCUUUACCUGUUCUGCACACUGGUGGACUUUAUGCUCACACCUAUAAUGUUCUGCAAAUUUAUAGCGGCCUGCAUGUGUUAAUGCACUGUGCACUUUAAUCUGCAAAGGUGAUUUGUGUGUCAGUGCUAUGCAGAACUCAGCAGAUCACUACUCUAUAGAUAAAGAGUAUUAGUACUCUGCAGGACAUUGUGUAGUUUUCCCAACACAGUCAGCCCCUAUGUAGUAGCCCUCUUAUUGUUUAUGUAACUGUGCCAGAGAUACACCAUGAGUGGAGCAGUCAGGCCAUGGCAAACAAAAGAUAGCAGGCUGGACACAUUAUUUUAUAUUGCGCUGUAUAUACACUUCACAAGCACAUUGUGUCCAGAGGGCUGAUAGCUAGUUCAGGAUUCAUCCAAUGAUUACACACAAUGAUACAUGCAAUUUGGAGGGUAAGCCGCUUGGCCAAUAUCUUCAUCAUCUUGGUGUAUGAUCUGUUUGGAUGGUGUAUACAAGUGUACAGUAUCAGACCUGCUCAUCCAUCUUUUCCUAUAUGACUAUUGUUAUGGCGAUGCAAACAUAUAGCAACCCUAUUAAAGUUUAGAAUCCUUCUAAUGUUUUCAUUAAUGUCUAUAGUGUUACUUUAUUACCAUAAUAGUGUGCAAUAUGAGGCUGCUGUCUGAAAUGUCAACAUGAUAUCACACAUCAGUUGUUAGUGUUAAAGGGACAGUCUACACCAGAAUUUUUAUUGUUUUAAAAGAUAGAUAAUCCCUUUAUUACCCAUUUCCCAGUUUUGCAUAACCAACACAGUUAUAAUAAUAUACUUUUAACCUCUGUGAUUAUCUUGCAUCUAAGCCUCUGCAAACUGCCCCUUUUUUCAGUUCUUUUGACAGCCUUGCAGUCUAGCCAAUCAGUGCCUGCUCCCAGAUUACUUCACGUGCACGAGCACAGUGUUAUCUAUAUGAAAUAUGUGAACUAACACCCUCUAGUGGUGAAAAACUGUUAAAAUGCAAUCUAAAAGAGGUGGGCUUCAAGGUCUAAGAAAUUAGCAUAUGAACCUCCUAGGUUAAGCUUUCAACUAAGAAUACCAAGAAAACAAAGCAAAAUUGGUGAUAAAAGUAAAUUGGAAAAUUGUUUAAAAUUACAUGCUCUAUCUGAAUCAUGAAAGUUUAUUUUGGCCUAGACUGUCCCUUUAAGCAGGGGGCAACAGGACGGGGAUGUGACUUUACCUUACUGGGGAUGGGUAAAACAGUACAAAUACCUUAUAUCACAUAAUAGCAGAGACAGACCCAAGACCAGCAAGCUACAGCAGCCAAUUAAUUGGUUGGAUUUCAGCCCCUCACAUAACUAUGUCCUGCUUCUCUCCCUGGCUGGCAAGCUGGGCUCUCAUAAUGCACAAUUAUAAUGCUGAGAUUUUGCUGGUAUGGUUUGUACUGUGGACUUCUCAUGCACACUAUUAUGACAGGACAUAAUCAUAUUCUCACUGUUAAUAUUCUACAUGCACAGCAUCUACAACAGUUACUUGCAACAGCACUGAGAACGAAUAUAGGGUGAUUCCAGCAUAAACAAAUGCUGACAGUAUAAAGCCUUUACAUAUUUUAUGUACUAUUUAAAAUGUUUGCAUUACAUGUCAGCAUUCUUCUAGGAUACUAUUUAUGUUUUCCUCUACAGUGCCAUGAAUACACGUCAGGUGAUUACUGUGCCAUAAAAGGACACCAUUAAUGUAUACUGAUCAUAAUGUUCUAUUAUGGGACAUAUCACUCACUUCUUUAGAAAUUGAUUACUUGUAUUAUUUGUACCAAUAAAGUCUCUCAUCUUGGUCAGUCUAA